Messenger RNA from Phanerochaete carnosa HHB-10118-sp, 658 nucleotides. RefSeq lists its product as uncharacterized. The transcript has a single exon. Bases 346 to 657 code for a protein of 103 amino acids. The record is from RefSeq and is a predicted model, not a curated record. Lineage: Eukaryota; Fungi; Basidiomycota; Agaricomycetes; Polyporales; Phanerochaetaceae.
GUAGCUGUAUAUCUAGGCUCGUUCUGCGCACCUUUGCUGACGAUAUCAAAACGAGAAGUCCUGCUACUGAGGUCAAGAUGGAAGUAGAUCUCGACUCCACCGCCUCAACACCGGCAUUCUAGUUGCGACUAACUUCACACUGAAUAGACUUCUCGAUGAUAUGGUCACGCCCGGUCAGCCUCAAUUGAGCGUGCCCCUUGUGUUUGCCAGGAGACCCUGUUUCGGAGCAAGCCAGCCGCAUUGGACGGACAGGAUGGGCGCACUCUACCCAGCUUCCUUCGUAUACUCAUCCCACGCUCACUUCGUAGGCUGGUCUUUGCAACGUACGCUGUUGGCCGGACCAUCAUGUACAAUCUUCCAUCCUCCAUUCGCCUCCUGCUUUACGUCCUGCUUGCUCAGCGCCGGUCCACUUCCCUUGCUCUUGACGUUACCUGGACCAGGCCGGCUGCCGGGGAUGUCUACAGUCCUGGGUCGUAUAUCAUCGGAGAGUGGUGGUCUGAUCGGGCAAUUUUAAUGCCAUCUUUUAGGCUGUGUAAUGAUCAGGCCGAGGCAGACGGCUUCGGUGCAUCUGGUGAGGAUGACGCUGGCUGUGGGAUAGCAAUCCAGCCCACCGUGACGCAAAAUGAGAGUAACAGCUCGUAUCAAGUCACUUUGUAAG